GUGAGUUUUUGAGGAAUUUCAAUGGAUACGGGUCGAAAAAUGGAUUGACCCAUAUGGGUGUUAUCAACAACAUCCAGAGAAGAUUUAUAUAGAUUUUGAUGUGAUCUGUUGAAAGAGGCUGACAGCUAUUGGCUACAAGCAAAUUUUCCUUUUCUUCUCCAUCAAAUUUCUCAUUUUUAUUUGUUUUUUCUUGCUGCAGUUUUUUGUUUUCAGUUCUGGUUUUCGGAAUCUGCGUAACACACAAACAACCCAGAUUUUGUUUGCGUUCCGAUCAUCCACUUUCUUCGUCGGAUUACUGAAAAGCUUUGGUUUCGAGGGCUUGAUUUUGAUCCAACAUGGAGAAGAAUUGAAUUCAAUUGGAAUCCGAUUCAUUUGAUCUGAAUUGGAUUGACCUUUUUUUCCUUUUCGAUUUCGUCGAAAAAGAAAGAAGAAAGGGGUGGGGGGAAUGGCGAUGAAAGGUUGGCCAUUAGAGCAAUGGAGGGGUUAUUUUCGUCAAGCAAACUCAGAUAUAUUCGAUAUAAUCGAUCAUGCUAUAACGGUAGCCGCUUUAGAUUGUCCUAAAGAGUUUAGAUUAUGUAGAGAUCGAAUUGCUGAGAAGCUUUUCACUUGCAAAUUCACUCGGUGUUCGGGUUGCGAUCGGGUCGAGUUGGUUGUACCCGAAUUCGAGGACGUAGACGACAACACUCGAGCCGGUACGAGCUUCAGAAGGCAAGCUGAUGAAGAAUUUGAGGCAGGUGGUAGCAAAGAGAGCAAAGCUAAUAGUAGCAGAGAUGACCCUUUGAUGAACCAAAUUGCUAGUAAUUAUAGCUAUGGAGAAGCUGAAGCUUUGACUGAUGAAAUCGAACAAGAGUCGAUGAUCGUCGGUGAAGUGUUUAGGAUCAAAGAGAUUCUUCACAAUUGUCUAGAUGAGUCGGAUUCCGUAUUGUUCGAGUCGUUGAGGAAGCUUCAAUUAAUGGAUUUGACAGUGGAUAUUCUUGAGGCAACUGGGAUCGGAAAAGCCGUUAAUCGGGUUAGAAAGCAUUCAUCGAAGCAGAUUCGUAAUCUUGCUCUAACUCUCAUCGAUGGAUGGAAGGAAUUGGUGGACGAGUGGGUUACUGCUACAAAGGCUGUUGCUGGUGUUACUCCGGAAUCUUUGAAUCCGCCCGUUGGUGAUGAGGACGAAGUAGAAGAGGAGGAAGAAGGGCUUCCGUCUCCUCCCUUAGAUGUAGGAGCUCUCUUCGCUACUCAACCUACAUCAAUGGAGCUCUCGCAGUUCUUCGAUGGCAUGGAUGAUGACGGAAAUCCUGGUAGCAGUGGGGAUUUCAUCAAGAACCGGAGUAACGGAAGAAAACCAUCGGACGAGAACCGGAAUUUUUUGAAACAAAAACCGCAGACAUCGAGUGAAGCUAAUCUGCUCACCAUGGAUGAUCCGAGGCAACAAAUGAAGAGACAAGAACCCGUUGCAAAGCCUAAUAACAAUCCGUCGAGCACAAAUGUCGUGUACGGGAGACCUCCAAAACAUAAUAUCGAGCAAAAGGCCUACAACGAAUCUAAGUCGGCGCAGAAACCGGAUAAGAUGUUUGUCCCCAAGAAGCCCCUCCACGAUCAACAAGAUAAACUCAAGACUUUGGAUGAAGAACGAAAGCUCGAGGCAACAAAAAGGAAGCUACAAGAGCGAUAUAAACAAGUCGAGAAUGCCAAGAGGAAACGGACGAUACAACUGAUGGAGCUUCGUGACAUCCCAAAGCAAGGGUCCGGCCACAAAAAUCCGUAUUUUAAACAUGGUAGCCAUAACCGACAAUGGUCGAACGGAAGGAGGUAGCCUCCCCCUGUCUCUCUCUCUCCCGUGUUUCGAAAAGCGGUGUCCAUAGCCUUCCUAGUUUCUUCCAUUGUUGCGAAUCGGGUGUAAGAAUACCCCAAUAAACACAAUUGGGAACCACGGAGACCUAAAUCCCACCAUUUCAGCAAUCAAAUAACGAGGAUUCUUUUCUGUGAUUGAUGUUGAUGAUCAAGAUAACAAAAGACAUUCCGAAGAAACGGAAACGCGCUUCCUUUCGAUCGAUUGCUGUAGAGGUAUAGGGACCUUUUUUUACCACCUUUCUACUGCAAUGCUUGGAUAGGAACUACAGAAAAUGAUGGGUAAAAAUCACUCAUUUGAGGACUGGUAAGUUCUUCAAUCUGUGUAUGGAACAAGAACCCUAAUUUUUUACCCAUCUUUUUUUUAUCGACUUAUCA
Messenger RNA from Hibiscus syriacus, 2214 nucleotides. Its product is annotated as probable mediator of RNA polymerase II transcription subunit 26b. The transcript has 10 exons. The record is from RefSeq and is a predicted model, not a curated record. Gene Ontology annotation, cellular component: nucleus. Lineage: Eukaryota; Viridiplantae; Streptophyta; Magnoliopsida; Malvales; Malvaceae. The coding region runs from base 446 to 1801 and encodes 451 amino acids.